AUGAGCACCGUUCGACUGUUGAUAACCGCGCUGGUGCUGCUUGUUCUACCGCAAGCCGCCGUGGCGAAGACACAUACAUUCCACUACACCGCUGAAUGGGUUGAUGCUAACCCCGAUGGGCUUCACGUGAAGAAGAUGGUUGGCUUCAACGGCCAAUGGCCACUCCCAGAGAUCCACAUUGACAAGGGCGAUCGUGUUGAGUUGUACUUGACCAAUGGGUUGGAGAAUCAAAACACUUCGUUGCACUUCCACGGGUUGUUUAUGCAUGGUCAGAACUACAUGGAUGGCCCAGAGAUGGUGACACAGUGCCCUAUCCCACCAGGCGAGACGUAUCUCUAUAACUUCACCACUCACGAGCAGGUGGGCUCGUACUGGUAUCACUCGCACACCGGGGCUCAGUACAGCGAUGGUUUGCGUGGUGCGUUCAUUAUCCACGAUCCCGAUGUCCCAUUUGAAUAUGAUGAUGAGAAGGUCAUCACCAUCAGCGAGACGUACCAUCGUCAGUACGACGAUUUGACCCGGGAGUUCAAGAACCGUUACAACCCUACCGGUGCUGAGCCAAUACCUCAAAACUUGCUACUGAACGACACACAGAACGCCACGAUCCAUUUCGAGGCGGAUAAGACGUACUUGUUGAGAUUCAUCAACGUUGGUGUCUUUGUAUCUCAGUACGUGUACCUCGAAGACCAUGAGAUGACUAUCGUGGAAGUUGACGGUGUAUACGUCGAGCCCAAGACCGUGGAAUACUUGUACAUAGCCGUUGCCCAGAGAUAUUCAGUCUUGGUGAAGGCUAAGAAAACAACUGACAAGAACUACGCCUUGAUGCAAAAGUUCGACAAUACCAUGUUGGACUCUAUUCCACAGGACCUGAAACUCGCUGCGAUGUCUUCCAUUGUUUAUGAUGCAAAACAAGCGGCACCGAAGCCCUAUUCUUUUGUUCCUUCCGGCUCAUUCAACGAAAUCAAUCUUAGACCCUUGAACAAGACCGAACUUUUGGAUGAGCCUGACUAUAGGAUCACUUUGGAUGUAAUCAUGGAUAAUUUGGGUGAUGGUAUCAACUAUGCAUUCUUCAACAACAUCACAUAUGUGGCACCAAAGGUACCAACCUUGCUCUCAGUGCUCUCUUCUGGAGAGCACGCUACAGAUGCAAAGAUCUACGGCUCAAAUACCCACUCAUAUGUUCUUCAGCCACAUGAUAUUGUUGAAAUUGUCGUUAACAACCAAGACUCUGGUCGUCAUCCAUUCCAUCUACACGGACAUACCUUCCAAGUUGUUCAAAAAUCUCAAGCCUUUGAAGAAGAUGAACAAGAGGCCUACGACCCAGACAACCAUGAACCUUUCCAAAAGUACCCAUUGAUUAGAGACACGGUGAUCUUAGAGCCAUUUGGUUACAUAGUGUUGAGAUUCCGUGCUGAUAAUCCUGGUGUGUGGUUCUUCCAUUGUCACCUUGAUUGGCAUUUGGAACAAGGUUUGGCCAUUGUAUUGGUAGAGGACCCGUUGGCUAUUCAAGAACAAACACCUCCAGAUGACUUCUACAGAAUCUGUGAGGCAUGUGGUGUACCAACAAGAGGUAAUGCUGCAGGUCAUGUGAACGAUUGGUUUGAUUUACAAGGAGAACCGGUACAACCUGCACCACUUCCAGAAGGAUUCACAUUAAAGGGAUACGUUGCAUUUGCUAUAUCUACGCUCAUUGGUAUCUACGGCUUAUGGAGUAUCAUUCAAUACGGCUUGGAAGAUGCUGUUCAAGAUGAUAAGGCCGUGUUUGACAAAUUAGAACGUAUCUUGAAAGAAAACGAUAUGAUUCAAGUACCACUGCUUUCUGGUAACGACGCUUCAGAAGAAGCCCAAUGA
Williopsis jadinii is the source of this 1851-nucleotide messenger RNA. It is a transcript of the gene FET5, whose product is annotated as ferroxidase FET5. Gene Ontology annotation, cellular component: fungal-type vacuole membrane. Gene Ontology annotation, biological process: reductive iron assimilation; cellular response to iron ion starvation. Lineage: Eukaryota; Fungi; Ascomycota; Saccharomycetes; Phaffomycetales; Wickerhamomycetaceae. The record is from RefSeq and is a predicted model, not a curated record. The coding region runs from base 1 to 1851 and encodes 616 amino acids. The transcript has a single exon. Gene Ontology annotation, molecular function: copper ion binding; ferroxidase activity.